CUUAUGCGUCGCCGACAACAUCCAUCUCCAGGUCGCGAUCGCUCCUACAGUCCUUAGAACGCCCACCGCAGCAGCCUCUCAGUCCUUACAUGUCAGAAUCUGCGCAUGUCUUUUCAUUACAACACCCUUCUACCAGCGUCAUAUCGGAACCGUUGUACGACCGUCGCUCAAUAUCUCCUGGUGCGAGCAGCAGGAGGAGGACUUCGACCGCAUCCUCGAACCCACCCCAGGUCCAUCUCGGAGAGUCAACAGGUCCACUUCCACGUCCUAUUAGUAGAAGGGGGCUCUAUGGCAAAUCCAAGUGGGGCCUUGCGGCCAAACUGAAGUUUCGGGCAGACAAAGAGGCAUGCCUCUGUCCCUCAAUACCAGAGUGCGGUACAACAAACGAUAGAGUCGAGAGCCGCCAUCUGUUUACUCACCUUACCAAGGCAGGACCAUGGUUCAAGGAUGAAUCUGGGACGUCCAAGAUCAAACGCAAGCUCUUUGGCAAGGCCCCCUGGCAUCGAAAGGAGUCUGGAGAUUCAUUCAGUACUGUCGCCAGCUCCGUCAGAGAAGUUCUCAGAGGCGAGACUCCUCCUUCAACGCCCAUGUCAGAUUUGGCGUUUUCUUUCGGUGGGAAGUACGCAAAUACUCAAUUUCCAGGAGGAGAAGCUGUCCGCGUCAAAACUCCACCCAUUGGCGAAUACACCGCCGAUGGUCGGCCGCGUGGGUUUUUCACCUCGAUGACGCCGCCCAGCGGUGACGGUGCCGAACACGUGUCUGUUUCUAUGGAAAGCUCUCGUCACAUCGGCCAUCGACGAAGCCUGAUACCUCAAUCGCGCGAGUGGUGGGAGUAUUCCCAACAGAAGCCUUUGCCGCAAGAGUCUGUUCGUCAAGACAUCUACGAUCAUGCUACCGCUUUCGAGUUCCAAAUCCCAGAGCAUCUCCCAAGUAGCCCCAUGUGUCCUACAAAUACAAAACAUCAAACUGGUGGUACUGGGCUGUGUGUGUAUCACGGGCGGAGGAGAGCCGGUUCGUACGUGAAGGGCGUGGCUAAGGGGGAUUUGUAUGGGCAUUAGCCAGGGCUUUUCAAAUAAUUAUGCAGUGGAUAGCCGUUAUUAAUU
Ilyonectria robusta is the source of this 1103-nucleotide messenger RNA. RefSeq lists its product as uncharacterized. NCBI's taxonomy places the organism in Eukaryota, Fungi, Ascomycota, Sordariomycetes, Hypocreales, Nectriaceae. The record is from RefSeq and is a predicted model, not a curated record. Bases 90 to 1058 code for a protein of 322 amino acids. The transcript is spliced from 4 exons.